Molecule: messenger RNA, 2844 nt
Organism: Chelmon rostratus (copperband butterflyfish)
Lineage: Eukaryota; Metazoa; Chordata; Actinopteri; Chaetodontiformes; Chaetodontidae
Product: serine/threonine-protein phosphatase PP1-beta catalytic subunit-like
Exons: 8
Coding region: 21-1004 (327 amino acids)
Biological process (GO): regulation of circadian rhythm; circadian regulation of gene expression
Cellular component (GO): cytoplasm; nucleus
Molecular function (GO): protein serine/threonine phosphatase activity
Source: RefSeq, a predicted model, not a curated record
UGUACCACAUCAGUUUGAAGAUGGCGGAGGGUGAAUUGAACGUGGACAGCCUCAUCUCUCGGCUCCUGGAAGUACGGGGAUGUCGCCCGGGGAAGAUAGUCCAGAUGACAGAGGCAGAGGUGCGCGGCCUCUGCAUCAAAUCCAGGGAGAUCUUCCUCAGCCAGCCCAUCCUGCUGGAGCUUGAGGCACCCCUGAAGAUCUGUGGUGAUAUCCAUGGGCAGUACACAGAUCUGCUGCGGUUGUUUGAGUAUGGUGGCUUCCCUCCAGAGGCAAACUACCUUUUCCUGGGUGACUAUGUGGACAGAGGGAAACAGUCCCUGGAAACCAUCUGCCUUCUGUUGGCAUACAAGAUCAAAUACCCAGAGAACUUUUUCCUGCUCAGGGGCAACCAUGAGUGUGCUUCCAUCAACCGCAUCUACGGUUUCUACGAUGAGUGCAAGCGCAGGUUCAAUAUUAAGUUGUGGAAGACCUUCACUGACUGCUUUAACUGCCUCCCCAUUGCUGCUAUCAUUGAUGAGAAGAUCUUCUGCUGCCAUGGAGGGCUAUCGCCUGAUUUGCAGUCAAUGGAGCAAAUUCGCAGGAUCAUGAGGCCCACAGAUGUGCCUGAUACAGGCCUGCUGUGUGACCUGUUGUGGUCGGACCCAGAUAAGGAUGUACAAGGUUGGGGAGAGAACGACCGCGGAGUCUCGUUCACCUUUGGGGCAGAUGUGGUCAGCAAGUUUCUAAACCGCCAUGACCUGGACCUCAUCUGCAGAGCCCACCAGGUUGUGGAGGAUGGUUACGAGUUCUUUGCCAAACGCCAACUGGUCACACUUUUCUCUGCUCCAAACUACUGCGGGGAGUUUGACAAUGCAGGCGGCAUGAUGAGUGUUGACGAAUCUCUCAUGUGCUCCUUCCAGAUCCUCAAGCCCUCAGAGAAGAAGGCCAAGUACCAGUAUGGUGGUGUAAAUUCUGGUCGGCCCGUCACCCCACCCCGCACCGCCCAAGCCCCCAAGAAGAGGUGAACAUGCAGCCUUGGGUUUCCCCCCUCCUUCUCACCCUUUCCGUCCCUGGUCUGCCAUCACGGCAACCCCUGUAACUCCCCUGUAUAGCGAAGAUACAGGGCUUAUCUAAUUGCCCAAAUCUUUCUCCUCUUUCUUCCCCACUCACCCAGCCCCUCCUCAACUCCACUGACAGCUCUUUUCUUAAUGUGUAAGUGUACAUAGAUUUGCUGUGACCAAUCUGUUUUGUUUUUUCGCCUGUUUGUUGGUAUUUUUGAUAUUAUUAACAGGUUCUCUUUUUUUGUGAUUUUACUUCCAAUGCCAUUUGAGGUUUUCUGAGGUUCUGUGUCAUGAAAGGAAAUGCCUUCUCUGUGUAGAGAGGCAAAGCGACUGAGUUAGGCGAAUUCUUUUUCAGUUUAACAAAAACACAGUAGAGAUUAAACAUUGUUUUGCCUUCACCUCUCCAAAAGCAGAGAGAAUCCUUCCAAUGUAUUACAGUGAGACUGAGGUUUCUGUGGAAUGCGAAUUCCAUAGACAGAAAUAACAUUUCUCAUAUUCCAAUUAAACAGUUGAAACACAUUAUAGCAUGUGCGGUGAACUUGCGGUUGUUGUGAAUUUUUUAUAUAUUUAACCAUUGAACAAGUGCACCUCCCCAUGAGUAGCAAAGAAUGUGAAAAGACCGGCGUGAAUGAAAUAUAGAGGAUAAAUCAAAAGCUGCUGGCAGUGGACACGCUCUACCCGGACACAACGCCCUCUGGGCAUCGAUUCCUCCGUUCCGUCAUGCCUCCCUGUGCCUCGACGACUCUACACCCACACAAAAACAUGCCGCUUCUCUCACAGAGCUGGCACUGACAUUUUCCUGGGUCUAUUUGUUAUUCCCUCUCAUUAAGAUAUUUUCCCCAAUAUGAUCCUCUUGAUUUGUAGUGAAAGAUGCUGAGUGAUUUUUUUUGCAUGUUGUGUCCGUGGAGAGUUAUGUUAGUUGCACAGGCAUUUAACUAACAUGGGUCACUUGAGAUCAGUAUUUUACCUGCAGACAUACUGGAUAAAUGGUGUAUUAAAAGCGCUUAUAAAAUUGUCCUUCCCUAGUUUCCUAGAAGCAGAUAAGCAGAGAAAAUAUCUAACAACACUGGUUGCAAUUUUGUAAGUGUCUAACUUAUCUAAGUGAGCCCGUGCAGUGUUAAAUAACCAAAAUAAAUAAAAAGCAAGCUUCACAAAAUGCUCCAGAAUAUUUGAAUUGUUCAGCGCUGUGUUUAUAGAGCACACAAACAAACAUAACAGAGUUUGCUCUUGCAAGCUUUUAGGUAAAAUGCCAGUUAUCAUCCUCUCACAUCACCCAAUCUGUUCUGGUACAGAGAAAGAAAACUGGUGGAGUCAGGAGUGGGCGGCAGGACCAGGACGGUCUGCUGUGUGACACUGAUGCCACCUGGUGUAUAAAUAGAGUAGUGCAACCCAAAGAGGAACAAAUCAGUUGUUGUGAAUUUCAAGCUAGACAGCUCAGGAGGGGCUUUUCAUUACAUUGCCAGUACAAACUGUGUCCUUUACCACGAGGAGGUACUUCAGUUCAAAUGUUUGACUGACCAGCGACAAUCCUGGCUGGCAGUUACUUCAGUCUACUGCAAAUGAGAUGCAGUUGACCCUUUGUGGAAAACAGUUGCCUCUUUUCUUUUUCUUUUGCUCUUUGUGGUAUUAUUCUUUCUGUUGUAUUUCUAUGUUCUCUGUCCACAUUGUUUACUUUUUAUUCACUUAAUUUAUUUCCUAAUAAUGAUAAUAAGAAAACAAUGAGGUGUUACCAAAAGCUGUUUUGCAAUUUGUACAAGUUUGUUUGAAAGUCUCUAAAUUCAAUUAAAAUGGAUGGAAACCAAAA